Aureobasidium namibiae CBS 147.97 is the source of this 2499-nucleotide messenger RNA. RefSeq lists its product as uncharacterized. The record is from RefSeq and is a predicted model, not a curated record. The transcript has 5 exons. Lineage: Eukaryota; Fungi; Ascomycota; Dothideomycetes; Dothideales; Saccotheciaceae. The annotation marks the transcript as partial. Gene Ontology annotation, molecular function: zinc ion binding; DNA-binding transcription factor activity, RNA polymerase II-specific; DNA binding. Gene Ontology annotation, biological process: DNA-templated transcription; regulation of DNA-templated transcription.
ACCUUCCAAUGCCCUCAAUGCCACCGAAGUUUUGGGAGGAUUGAGCAUCUCAGACGCCAUGCUAACAGUCAUGGUGAGGCUCGAUCUUUCAAAUGUGCGGCAUGCAAUAAAGGCUUCAAUCGACUUGACACACUUCAACGGCACGAACUAAUACAUCAAAAAGAUCCUGGAGUCUCGAAGCUUAAAGGAGCAAGAGCUUGUAAGGAGUGUGCAGGUAGUAAGGUCCGCUGCAACGGGACCCUACCCUGCCAGAGGUGCAGUUCCAAGAAUGUUGAUUGCAUAUAUCCGAGUGCUGGCAGCCCAGCACAGGCCAUGGACUCGCCAUCGUCUGCUAUAUCCGACUAUGCAUCCACUCCCGGGACAUCGGAUAACAUCUCAUCCUCCGUACUCGAGUCCACGGCGUUUCCCCGUCAGUUGGAGCAGUCAUUGCCAUAUAUUGGCCAAGCUGUGCCAUAUCCGGAGCAACCCAGCACCAAUAUCGCAGAUCCAUGGAGCUGUGAUUCACGUCCAGGCGUAGCAUCUCAGCCCCCUCUUCUCAUGUCAGAAUCGUUCUCUGCAUAUGCUCAAAAUCUCUUGCCACAAUCCACUUUGUCGCCGUUUGGAGGAUCUUACUCUGGCACAGAAGCCUCAUUCGAGAUAUCUCACGGUUCUCCAUUUCCUAGAGAUCGUCAUGCAAGCCUGGAUCAGCUAUCAACAAGACCUCGACUCGCACCCAAUAUGAGGGCGAAGACUGUCCUUUUGGAUUCUAGUAGUCCUAAUUCACAGCUCACGCUCGCCAGCCUUAGAGAGGAGCCUGUCUUCAACCGUUCAGACGUCCGUGGAUCUUUUCACAGGUCCUUCAUUCCUGCGACUACUUACCUGAGUCGUAGGCGUCGACUCAGCUUUCCAUUGUCCGGCGACGUGUUACCAGCCUUCCAAGACAACAGCUACAUUACUUUUAACAUGUUGUCCGAACAAACGUACUUUAGCAUACAACAGUCCUUCAUAACUGUCUGUACUGGUCUCACGGCUUAUCAACCACCGUAUGGCUCGAGCUACUUUCCGUCGCUAAAGACUCUGAAUGCCCUAGUCAAGCUAUAUCUGGAGAGAUUUCAUCCUGUGCUGCCUAUACUUCACCAGCCCACGAUGAAUCUUGAUGGCUGCCACUGGAUCCUUAGCCUGGCUGUUGUGACGAUAGGAAGUCACAUGUCGGACUUCGAACAGUCCGAGGAAUACUCUUUGUGUUUCGAUGAGUUCCUGCGCCGAGCAAUAUCUGCUUUGAAUCCUCAUGACACGAUAGAUCGUAUCACUCUUUGCCAAGCAAAGUUACUAACCUGCAUCAAUCAGAUAUAUAGUGGAGAAGAGAGUUGGCAAGAAUCUGCUUACAACGAGUUCUUGACCGAUCUAAUCUCUUUCUGUCAGCUUGAAUGGAAAAUGUCGGAAACUGGUUUCACUACGUAUGCUUCAGAAGGCCAAGAGUCUGAGUUCUGGAAGCGGUGGGUCCAACUUGAGUCUUGUCGACGUACUGGAUAUGCAAUAUGGAUGCUUGACGCAAUGUGGGCUUAUCAAUUUCAAGUGCAGCCAAGACUUUCGCUGGCAGAUGGAAGGAUGCCUCUUCCAUGUCAGGAAGUACUUUGGGAAGCGAAGACGGCCUUGCAAUGGCAUCACAUCUUUCAGUUCUCGCCUUCGAACACAACACUUGCAUCAUGCUUGCAAUCGCUACAAAACGAAAAGUUUCUACAGAACACAAUGGGCGAAUUCAGCCGCAUAAUACUGGUCCACGGCUUUUACCACCAAUGCUGGGAGCUGGAGAGGGUCGAGAUAGAAUCGCAACCAAUACCCCAGCAGACAUCCAUGUACACGCGCUGGAGAAACUCGGCUUCGGGAUCGCUUGAUAUACUCGAGUGGAGCGCCAACAAUGUCGUGAAUGCGGCGAACGGCUUGGAACACCCAACACUGCUUCACAUCCAUCUGGCACGGAUUGUGUUAUUUUCACCAUUCCAGACCAUCUGCGAUCUAGCAUAUGGAAUGACAAAGGAAGACAGCAGCAUAAGCUCGGCACAGAUGACUGACCUACGUGCGGCAAUACGUAGGUGGGUCAACGAGGAUUCGAGCAAAGCUCGACUCGCCGCUUUACACUCAGGUGCAUUGCUGCGUCAUCUACACGCGUUCCAUACUAGCGGCUUUUACGAACCAUCAGCAGUCAUGCUCGCAACACUGACUCUCUGGGCAUACGGUUCGUUCGCGACAACGUCAACAAGCGCUGGCUCACGGAUACAACGACGAUAUUCGGAUACGCAAAUAGCGCCCAUCAGCAUCGCAAUAGAUCAACUGUUGGAGCCAGAAGUAGUGCGAUCUUUCGUGAGAGAUGGUAGGACGAUGGUACCAACUCUCCGAGGUGUAGGAAGUAUUCGUGGGCCCGGCGGGCCAGAACGAGUCCUGGUGGAAGGGUCGAAACUGGUGUCUGAGAUAGGUAGAUGGGGCAGCGGUCGUAAAGUCAGGCGGAUUUUGAACAAUCUG